Protopolystoma xenopodis is the source of this 256-nucleotide messenger RNA. The record is from the annotation of a GenBank genome assembly. NCBI's taxonomy places the organism in Eukaryota, Metazoa, Platyhelminthes, Monogenea, Polystomatidea, Polystomatidae.
GACACCAGACAACCUGCUGGAGAAGUAGUGAACCUUCAGGACCCUAAAGUUGUCAAAGUGUUCUCCGGGCCAGGGCUGGAAGCCUCUGAUGGACCAGCCCACAGAGCACAUUCCAUGUGGUUCAGCUCAGUCAAGCAGCAAAUUGACGUUGAUCGUGACGCUGGAUCACCAAUUGUUGCUUGGACCGGGACCGUCGACGCAUCCCGUGAAACAUUGUGAUUUUUUCCGCCAAUACUUUCUGCAAAGGCUCCAUUAA